Molecule: messenger RNA, 1474 nt
Organism: Bipolaris sorokiniana ND90Pr
Lineage: Eukaryota; Fungi; Ascomycota; Dothideomycetes; Pleosporales; Pleosporaceae
Exons: 1
Coding region: 168-1205 (345 amino acids)
Source: RefSeq, a predicted model, not a curated record
GUCCCCUCUUGACCAUACGACCACGCGACCUUCUUCCUUUGCUGCUGCCAGGCCUUUCUGUUUACACCACCCGUAUCGCUGGCCCUGCUACAUGCAACAACCCGCAGUCGUCUGCGCCGUACCGCUUACUUCCGCAUUUCCGUUCGCUGGACGCCCAAGCAGCCACCAUGUCUGACAUCGACAAGUCGUUUGCCUUUCUCCAGGACAACAUCCCGCAAUGGCUGCACCAGAUCACGACCGCCGAGGACAGGGUGACGGCAACGCAAGACGAAAUCACAAAAGUACCUAUAUCACAGUCGCCAUUCGCAAAGCAGAAAUCAGAUUCGACCGCUUCCAUACGCCCGGGCAAGCUCGACGCCAUCGCAGAAGACGCCACGCCCUCGACUGCCACGCCCGCCGACCCCAUUGUGAGCCGGAAACGCAAGUCUCUCUCCAUUUCCUCGAACCAGGAACCCGACUCCGCUCGCCAUCGCUCUCGGAUCAUGGUUGUCACCAGCUAUGACGGGGAUAUGCAAAAGUCUUUUGAAUUACUGGUUCGCGCUUUCGGAACAGGGCGCAACCUGCUACGAAAGGCCAAGAUGGAAGCCAGGAUGAACGAUAUGGCCUCCAUGGCAUCCUCCAGCGAGGAGGACGAUGACGAUGACGACGAAGAUGAAAUCAGCCCAGCCAAAGUAAACUACAGAGCACGCAUGUCAGCACUGCGGGCACGAUCGGCAGCAAGACGAAGUGGCCGAUUAGGUGUCAGUAGCGGUGUAGAGACACCAGCAGAACUAUUCGACUCUACAGAUAAGAUACUCGAACAAGCACAAGAACUAUGCGAAAAGGCAGCGCAUCUCACCCUGCGCGACGGCGACUGCAGAAAAGAAUUAACGACAAUACGGAAGAGCUUCGAGGCCCUGUUAGAGACCGCCAAGACCGAAAUCGACAAAUGCAAUGCGCGCAAGUCGCAAGACCCACCAGAGUUGCAAGCACAUGAAACCUCGGAUACCUCCAUGUCGUCGCUGGAACCCGAGGCGGUCUACCGGAAAGAUGUACACCAAAUCUCUCUGCCGGUAUCCGACAAACAUUCCAAGCCCACCAGCCCAAGAGAAGCCGCCGUCUCGAAACCACUAAACACUCUCAACAUCGAGGUCGACGAAAAUGACGACUCUGACGAGGAUUUCGUCUUACCCCCAAUCCGGCUCACAUCCCGCUUUAACCGAUGAGACAAUAAGGUUCUCAUCUCUCUCUCUCUCUUACAUAUACAGUCGUUAUCUCUAGUGCGUUCAAGCGGGUCACGUUUCAUUCAUGCUUUUUUUUCUUUUUUCCCCAUCUGGCGUUCUCUAGGGAGGAUUAUAUGUACUCGAAGGGGGAGGGAUUUCCAAAACAACAAUCAAACUCUCUUCUUUCUCUUUGCAUCAUGUUGGAAAUGAAAAUUAUGGAGGGGUGUCGGUGGGGGGACAUAAAUAUAUCCAUGGCGUUUCCGAGCUACACG